AUGGCUGAACCAGUACCAACCCAAAUAACACAAGGAUGCGAUGAAAUUGAAGAUAGUGCUCCAUGUGAAGAAGACGAUAUUCAAAAACCUGAUAUAUGGGGUCGACUUCUAUCCAUUAAUAAGUAUUUUCCAUCAAUAAAUUUAACUGAAGAUGAAUAUUCAUUGGGACGCGGCAAAAAAUGUUCCAUAAUAAUUGAUUCAAAAGAAGUUCAAGCAACAAAAUUGUUUGCAACCUAUUCAUCCGUACAUUUCAAAAUAAUUCGUGAUACUGUAAAAAAUUAUGUUUAUAUUCAAGAUUUAUCAUCGAAUGGAACAUUUGUUAACGGUGACAAAAUUGGUAAAAAUAAACGACGCGUACUUGAUAAUAAUGCUGAAAUAGCUCUUGCAUCGAAAACAAAUCGUGUUUAUGUGUAUAUUGAUACGCAUGCUAAAGAAGACUCGACCAUACCACCGACUGUACGUGAUAAAUACAUUCUGUCGAAAGAAAUCGGUCGUGGUGCUUAUGGUGAAGUUAAAUUGUGUUUUAUUCGCGGUACUUGCGAUCGAUUUGCAAUGAAAAUUAUUGCAAAAAAACAUUUUACAUUAUUGGGUGCUCAAGCACAUACAUUUAAUCGACAAAUUGAAUUGGAAUGUUCAAUUUUGCGAGCACUUGACCAUCCGUGUAUUAUUCGUGUUUAUGAUGUUUAUGAUACGCCGAAUGCUGUUUAUAUUGUACUUGAGUUAGUUGAAGGUGGAGAAUUAUUUGAUCGUGUUGUAGCUAAUGGGCAAUUUGAUGAAUCGACAACGAAAUUUCUGUUUCGACAGAUGUGCCUUGGUGUAAAAUAUUUACAUGAUCAGUCGAUAACACAUCGUGAUUUGAAACCAGAAAAUGUUCUUUUAACAUCACCAGAUACGAAUGAAACAUUAGUUAAAAUAACAGAUUUUGGUUUAUCGAGGUUUAUCAAUGAAACAACACUAAUGAAAACAUUUUGUGGUACACCGAAUUAUUUAGCUCCUGAAGUUUUAUCUACACAUGGUGAAGGAAGUUAUUCUAAUAAAGUUGAUGUUUGGAGUUUAGGUGUCAUUUUGUAUAUUUGUUUAGUUGGUUAUCCACCCUUUAAUGAUUCUAUUAGUGGAACACCUUUAAGUGAUCAAAUCAUCAAGGGUCUUUAUACAUUUCCUGAUGAAUUUUGGUCUGAAGUUUCUGAAUCCGUUAAAGAUCUUAUUAGAAAAAUGAUGUGUAUUGAUCCAGUAAAACGAUUAACAAUAGAUGGUGUACUUGAACAUCCUUGGCUAGCUGAUGAUUAUGAUAAUACUGCUCGUGUUAAUAAAAUAAUGUUUCCAUCACAAACUAUUUCAACACCUUCUGCUGGUAAACGUUCUGCUUGUGACGAUGAGAGUCCAAGUACGAAACCAGUUGAUGAGAAACCAGUGGAAAAUAAUUAUGCUAGUGGUAGACCUAAAAGAGUUAAACAUUAA
Rotaria socialis is the source of this 1458-nucleotide messenger RNA. The record is from the annotation of a GenBank genome assembly. Lineage: Eukaryota; Metazoa; Rotifera; Eurotatoria; Philodinida; Philodinidae.